Molecule: messenger RNA, 1329 nt
Organism: Mugil cephalus (flathead mullet)
Lineage: Eukaryota; Metazoa; Chordata; Actinopteri; Mugiliformes; Mugilidae
Gene: grhprb
Product: glyoxylate reductase/hydroxypyruvate reductase b
Exons: 9
Coding region: 82-1164 (360 amino acids)
Cellular component (GO): cytosol
Molecular function (GO): NAD binding; hydroxypyruvate reductase (NADH) activity; glyoxylate reductase (NADPH) activity
Source: RefSeq, a predicted model, not a curated record
ACAUGCCACAACAGACUGUCAACGACAACGCAACACCUUCAUCCAGCGGACGCCUGCCCAUAGACUUAAUCUGUUUUGGCAAUGUGGUGCAGUCGUAUGGCACUGCGUCGGCUCCAGAGGAUCGCCGCCGCUCCUUUCAACACCGCUGGAGGUCUAGCAAGCACGGCGCAGAGGGAGAUGUCGUCGACCCUGCCGCGGGUGUACAUCACCCGGCAGAUCCCACCCGAGGGCCUGAAGAUCCUGCGUGAAUCUGGACAGGUGCAGUUGGAGCAGUGGGACUCCGACGACGUCCCCGUGCCCAGGAAGGAGCUGCUUCAGAAGGUCAGAGGCAUCGACGCUCUGCUCUGCGUGCUGACUGAAAAGAUCGAUGCAGAACUGUUGGACGCUGCAGGUCCUAACCUGAAGGUCCUCAGCACCAUGUCCGUGGGGUUUGAUCAUCUGUCUUUGGGGGAGCUCAAGAAACGAGGAAUCCGUGUAGGUUACACCCCUGAUGUUCUGACCGACGCCGUCGCUGAGCUGACUGUAGCUCUGCUACUCACCACCUCCAGGAGGCUCGUGGAGGCCGCACACGAAGCAAAGACUGGCGGCUGGGGUACGUGGAGGACCCUUUGGCUGUGUGGGUAUGAGCUGGCCGGCAGCACCGUGGGUAUCCUCGGCCUAGGCAGGAUAGGCGUGGCGAUCGCUGAGCGUCUGGCGCCUUUCAAAGUGAAGAAGUUCAUCUACACGGACGUCGCCCCCAGGCCUGAGCUGGCCAGUCUCAUCAACGCAGAAUACGUCUCCAUGGACGAACUUGCGAGGCAGUCAGAUUUCCUGAGCGUGUGCUGCGCUCUAACACCCGAAACCAAGGAGAUCUGCAACAAGGAGAUGUUUUCCAAAAUGAAAAACACCUCCAUAUUUAUCAACACAAGCAGAGGUGGGGUGGUGAACCAGGAAGACCUGUACGAGGCUCUGUCCACCGGCCAAAUAGCAGGAGCCGGGUUAGACGUCACCGUCCCUGAGCCUCUGCCCACCAGCCACCCGCUGUUCACCUUAAAAAACUGCGUGAUUCUUCCACACAUCGCUAGCGCCUCCUACGCAACCCGCAAUGCCAUGUCCACCCUGGCUGCAAACAACCUCCUCCUCGGCCUGCGGGGUGAGCCGAUGAUCAAAGGGCUCAAGCUUUGAGACUAAACCAGUUAAACUCUGAGAACUGAUUAAAUAACGGAUAUGAAUCCCUUUUCAAAUCUAAUUUUCUUCAGAGGACUGAGAUAAUAAGUCCUGGAUGAUUCCUCCCUCUAAAUGUCCCUUUUGUCAGCUUGUAUUUCAUAAAAACGUCACAAACAAACUCGA